UAUUGCUCACACAAUACGAAUAUAUUUAGAUAUAAUAUUAUAAGCGGUAUACAUAUAAGCGGUAUACAUGUGCAAGGACAAGUACGCAGCAUGUGAGCUCAUAAACUCACUAUUCAUGUACAUAUCUACGGAAUGGUGUCAAAUGUGGGCUCUUUCACAGCCAAUUCGGCAUCCGGACAUGGCGGCAAUGAUUUCCAGGUACCCCCUCGCGCUAUAGACGACGGCUAUACGUAUCUGGAUCCACUUAGCCCCACUACGCUUCCCCCGUCACGCAGUACUCCUGCUAGCCUGUCCACCUCGGGCAGACAUGAAAGCACUGAAGCCCCAAUAGCACGCGCACAGUCACAAACGCACACACAUACAUAUAGUGCACAGUCGCAUACACACACUUACAACUCACAAUCGCACACACACACACACAGUAGCGGCGCAAUCACACACAGUGGUCGUCAGAGCUCACGGCCGUUACCGCAGACGCCCGGUUCAAGCGUAAACUCAUCCAACGCAAGGACUAGUGCGGAUCUCAAGCACAACAAGUCUUUGCCUAGUAUUCAAUACUCCAGCGCCAAUGGCGUGUCUACCAAGAAUUUCAGGGGUUAUAGAGCAUUCAGUCCUGUUCCCCUUCCCGUUCGCCAGGCGUCUAUGCAUGGCACAACAGUGCCUGGAGAUGACGACACCUACACCACAUUCGUAAGCCCCGAAAGUCUGAGUGCUAGCGUGGGGCGCAUGAAUUUGCACGGCGGUCGCGCAACGGACUCUGGGGACGACCAACUCAGUUAUCGCGAAUAUUUUAGUCUAGCACGGCAGCCUAUAGAUGCACAGAAUAAUACCAACAAUCAGCAUAACAGUACCAAAGCUACAUCCAAACCUAAACCAAAAAUACCAUCACCAGACAUGGUCAACUCGGUGUACACAACCCUGGACGGGGUUGAGCACGCGAGUGUAGCGCCGCCGUCAACAAGCCUCGCCAGGCUAUCACAAGUAUCUGGUGCGUCUCAGACCAGUGUGAGCAGUAGUAGUAAUAGUAUUACCACACCUAUCUCCAGAGUAUCCGCACAGGCCAUGCGUAGUCCUCCGCCUGUUAACGUGCGACCAACGUUACCAAGAGCCACAAGUGUUCCCGGCAAUAACACACACACACAGCCAGCCAGUGAAACGUCGUCGUUCAAACCCAGGGCUGCGCCUCGCCCAGGAGUCACGGAGAGAAUCAGCCCCAGCCUUAGCAUACCCGAGCAUGCUAGUAUUAAUACGCUGCCAAAACCUACAAGCACAUCAAACACGUCCACCCAAGUACACACAGAGGAGGAGGCAACACCGCCUGCACGACCACCUAAGAGGCGAGACUCGACAAGUGGUAGAAUCAAUACUUCGCGACCAGAGUACGACAAUGUACCGGCAAUCCGCGGAGCUCCUGUACGGCACUCAGUGCAGCAUAAUACCAACUCAAUAUCGCAUGAGAGUGAAAGUGGGUACUUGGGUGGACUACACACCGAAAGACUACAUUAUAGUACUAAUUCGAUAUCGAAUACCAGUGAAAGGGGGUACUGUGGUGGACCACAUACCGACGAUUCAGCAACUGCUUCCGGAGAUUUUAGGCGAUCAUCCAAUGGAUACUAUGAAAUCGAUGAUGAAGUUAUAAGCGACAUAGAACGCCACUUACACAACGAGCAGCAACCGCAUGACAGACGAAUUUCACUGAGCAGUCAGUCAGUUUAUUCACAAGACAAUGUAGGGUAUGAUCACCCUCAAAAUACCGGUGGAGCUGGGAGGUAUAGUAGGUCGAGCAGUCAGUCAUUUUUUUCACAGGAAAAUGUAGGGUAUGAUCACCCUCAAAACACCGGUGGAGCUGGGAGGUAUAGUAGGUCGAGCAGCCAGUCAAUUUGUUCACCGGACAAUGUAGGAUAUGACUUUCCUCAAAAUACCGGUGGAACUGGGACAUAUAGUACUGCUGAAUUUUUCGGAGAUCACAGCCAGACACCCUCAGGCGUGUACGACCUACCGCAAUCUGUAACAGACAAUACGAUGUAUGCUACACCUGUUAUGCCCGACGAAUUUGUGCCGAGAAACGAACGAUCCACAUCAAGCCUGAUCUCUGACCAGGGCAGCGUUCAGAGUGGAAGUGCAAGACGAGAUAUGGGAUCCCGAACUGCGAGUGCUGUGAGUCUCGCGUCGAAGGGAAGCGUGGAGGAGUCUACAUUCUUCUUGCCAAUCCCUGUCAGCAUGAAUCACUCGGCGCGGAGAGAACAUCUCAAAGCUGUUAUGAAUGGACAACCUCGCGGCUCGUGGUUGAUACGUUUCAAUUGCGAGAAGGGCCUUUACGUACUGUCUGUCAAGGAUAUCGCCAGGAUACGUAAUUUAUGGAUAGAAAAUAGGAGGUGCCACUACCAAUUAUCCGGACGGUCGUUCAAAACACUGUAUGAUCUGGUGUCCCACUUUACGGAAAAUCAAAUAAUUGACGAUAUUGGCUUUAGGCUGACGGAACCGAUUAAUGUACCGGAGAUCAUCUAUAGAAGGCAUCUACAGACGCGGGAAAUCAACAACCCAAGAUCAAAAUAAAGUUGCACUGCAGCCAUCACAAAAUUGCGCCGAAUAUAACUGGCAAAGGGUGCAUUUGCAAACAAACUCGAUCUACUGGCGUCAUAUCUAGUUAUUAAUGUACCGGAGAUCAUCUACAGAAGGCAUCUAACUUGUUGAUCACACUUUGUACCGCUCUACAGACGCGGGAAAUCAACAACCCAAAGAUCAAAAUAAAGUUGCACUGCAGCCAUCACAAAAUUCACGCCGAAUAUAACUGGCAAAGGGCGCAUUUGCAAACAAACUCGAUCUACUGGCGUCAUA
Molecule: messenger RNA, 2838 nt
Organism: Sphaeroforma arctica JP610
Lineage: Eukaryota; Ichthyosporea; Ichthyophonida
Exons: 3
Coding region: 133-2556 (807 amino acids)
Source: RefSeq, a predicted model, not a curated record